AUGGGUGCAGUCCUGCGAAAUGUUACUUUCACGGAGGCUAGCUAUGAAUCAUUUAUCGACCUGCAAGACAAAUUGCACCAGAACUUGGCACGUCAGCGCACACUCUCCUCCAUUGGCACCCACGAUUUAGAUACGGUGAAGGGGCCUUUCAGAUACGUCGCUAGAAAACCAGAAGAAAUCAAAUUCGUGGCGUUGAAGCAGGAGAAAGAAAUGAGCGCGCCGGAAUUGUUGGAAAUGUACGAAAAGGACUCGUUUAUGAAGCAAUAUGUGCCGAUUAUCAAGAAUAAGGAGCGAUACCCACUCAUUUUGGAUAGCAACUCAACUAUUUGCUCGUUACCUCCAAUUAUCAAUGGCGAGCACUCGAAAAUCACGCUUUCCACAAAGAACGUUUUCAUUGAAGUAACUGGAACCGACUGGGCAAAGACAAACAUCGUUUUGGAUACAAUCGUUACCAUGUUCUCCGAAUACUGCGCUGCGCCCUUCAAAAUCGAGCCCGUCGAGAUCGAAUAUUUCAACGGAAAGAAAGAAAUUACUCCGACGCUCAAAUAUGAAAACGAAAAGAUUAUCUCACGAAUUCCGCCAACGAGACACGACAUUUUGCACCCCUGUGAUAUCAUGGAAGAUGUUGCCGUGGCUUAUGAUUUCAACAAGCUUGUAAUGACCAUGCCGCCAACAAACACAGUAGCAAAGCAGCUGCCCAUCAAUAAAUUGUGCGAUUUGUUGCGCGUAGACGUUGCUGCUGCCGGCUUCUGCGAGGCGCUUACAUUCGCGCUUGUUUCACGCGCUGAUCUCGGCGAGAAAAUGGGCUUCGACAAGCUUCCAGCUGAGGCGGUCACCGUAUCCAAUCCUAAAACCGCGGAGUUCCAAGUUUGCCGAACAGGUCUUCUCCCUGGGCUUCUGAAAACGACACAAGCCAACAGAAAACUCCCGCUACCGUUGAAACUCUUUGAAAUUUCUGAUGUAGUUUUGAAAGACGACUCGACGCAUACCGGCUGUAGAAACGAACGACACAUGUCAGCACUGUGCUACUCAAAUUCUAGCGGGUUUGAAGUUAUUCAUGGAUUGCUGGAUCGAGUGAUGGAACUCCUGGAAGCUCCUCCUUGCGAACCAGGCUCUGCAGAUGGUUAUUAUAUUAAAAAGGGAUCGUCGCCGACUUACUUUCAAGUCUGUGCAGAUAUUUACUUGUGGAACGAAAAAAUUGGACAAAUGGGUGUUAUCCAUCCCAACACUUUGAAGGCUUUCGAAUUGCCCAAUCCUGUCAGUGCUUUUGAGAUUAAUCUCGAGCCAUUCCUGUAA
Molecule: messenger RNA, 1296 nt
Organism: Oikopleura dioica
Lineage: Eukaryota; Metazoa; Chordata; Appendicularia; Copelata; Oikopleuridae
Source: the annotation of a GenBank genome assembly